Fusarium proliferatum ET1 is the source of this 7125-nucleotide messenger RNA. RefSeq lists its product as uncharacterized. The transcript has a single exon. The record is from RefSeq and is a predicted model, not a curated record. Bases 1 to 7125 code for a protein of 2374 amino acids. Gene Ontology annotation, cellular component: cytoplasm. Lineage: Eukaryota; Fungi; Ascomycota; Sordariomycetes; Hypocreales; Nectriaceae.
AUGAACCGCAAACCCAAAUAUGAUCCAAGUGAUGCUGUAGCACCUAAUACCAGUGGCUCCACGGAAAGCCCGUCCUCGCCUUCAGCAUUCAUAUCGGCAGGCAAGGCCUCGCAAGGAGCAAGCCAACAGGCCACACCGACAGGACAGAGACUUCCGGCUGUCAUCUCGUCCCCAAGCCUCCAAAAGGGCAUCGCGGGAGGCAGUCAUCGGCCGAUUGACCAAACUUUCAAGAUGAAUCCAGUCAACGGUACAAUGUCUUUGGCCAUACCAAUCCCAGUAACUGAGGGACGUGGCGGAUUUGGCCCGAAGCUGGAGCUGUCGUAUAAUUCGGGCUCGGGAAAUGGCUGCUUCGGAAUUGGCUGGCAAAUGAACUUGAGUUCCAUCACACGCAUGACUUCCAAACGUACUCCUAUGUACGAUGGGACCGACAAUUUCCUGCUGAGCGGCGAGGAUGAAUUGGUCCGUAUGGGGGACCCUGAACGCAUUGGUAAUGACUUCUCCGUUCAGUCCUAUCAACCUCGAGUCAUGGGAGAUCCUCUGAAGAUCGAACAAUGGAGCCGAUUGUUAGAUCCUUCUGAUGUCCAUUGGAGGACGAUUUCAGGCUCCAAUGUGACUUGCAUUUAUGGCCAGACAAGCCAAACACGAAUCUCGUGUAAGGAUAGGUCUAAUCGCACGUGUAUCUUCUCUUGGCUUCUGUGCAGUUCAUAUGACUCCUUCGGGAAUCUAAUCACCUACGAAUACAAGGAGGAAGACACGCAUGGUCUAGAAACCUUGUCGUCUGCAGCGCGAUUGCAGGAACAGAACCGAUUGAUAGACAUAUCGGGGCGUGCAAAGUACUUGAAGACGAUUAGAUAUGGCAAUACAAUUCCUAAUCGAGGUCUUGAUGAUUGGAAGCCAUUUAAAUAUGAUGGGCAAUACCACUUCCAGGUGGUUCUGGACUAUGGAGAUCAUGAUAUCGACAACCCCGAUGUUAAGGCAAAUUCACCCUGGUUGGUCAGACAAGACCGAUUUUCAACAUCUUCAGCAGGAUUUGAAGUACGCUGGCUGCGGCUGUGUCGUCGCAUUCUCAUGUUCCAUUACUUCCCGGAGGAACUUUCAGACAAGCAUUGUCUUGUGCGUUCCGUUUCGAUGCAGUAUCAAGUGUCAUCCGUGGCCUCCUUCUUAUCUUCACUUACAGAACAGGGGCAUUGGUUCAAUCAUGAAACAAAGACGAUGCAAGAUCAAGCGCUGCCACCAUACACAUUUCAGUAUAACAUGCCAAUCGAUGUCCCCAGCGUCAAAGUUGAACACAUGGAUACCGAUAACUUGCCAAAUUUACCAGGUCUAGAUGGGAAUGAGUGGCAAUGGGUGGAUCUGCUAGGAGAGGGAGCGCCUGGUCUACUUGAACAAUGUCCCGACGGCUCUUGGAACUUCCGAAAGAAUUACAAUAUCACAGAUGAUUCAUCAGCCCCGACGUUCGAUACAUCUAUGACCAUACUUGCCCGACCGAAUCGAUAUUUGGGUAAAUCGGCCUAUUUUGAGGACUUGAAUCAAGACGGAAAGCUUGAACUAGUCUGUUUAGACGAAGUCAACAGGUUGGAAGGCUUCUACAGCCAGUAUGAUGAGGGAUGGGUCGGUUACACUACCUUCUCAUCGAUUCCAAAUCGAGACACCACAACAGUAUCCUUCAAGCAACUAGAUCUCACAGGUGAUGGACUUGCGGAUCUCGUGGCAGUUGAUCCGGUGAACAGGGAGAUUAUGUGGCAAGAAAACUUGGGCACUGCUGGAUUUGCUCCAUUGAGACGAUCCGACAACAGGACGGGUGUUCCACAGCUGAUUUCUGACGACCCUGGAGUACAGGUCACUUUUGCUGAUAUGACAGGUGACGGUCGGUCAGAUAUCGUACAAGUCUCUUCAGGCUAUGUCACAUACUGGCAGAAUCUAUCACAUGGACACUUCAGCGAGCCGGUCUGCAUGUAUAAUGCCCCAAGUCUGGGGUGUGAUAUGCCAAUUGCCGAAAGAAUACGCCUUGUUGACAUCAACGGCUCGGGUACUAACGACCUGAUCUACCUGCCUGGCAGUGGCGGUCUGCACGUUUUCUUCAACCAAGCAGGAAACGGCUGGAGUGAGCCACAGAUCCUUGAGUCUUUUCCACCAGUAAACCAGCUUAGUAACGUUUCUACGGUGGACUUAUUUGGUAAAGGGACAGCAUGUUUAUGUUGGAACGGCAAAGUAUCUGGGUCAACUUCAGCGCAGACUCUCUGCUAUGUCGAUCUUGCACCUGCACCGAAGCCCAACUGCCUAGCUUCAUAUCGAAAUGGGAGAGGAUCACGAGUAGAAGUCUCGUACAAGUCUUCCAACUGGUAUUAUCUGCAAGAUGAGCGAGCCGGAGCCUCAUGGUGUACAAAGAUAGGAUUUCCCGUUCAGUGUGUGAGCCAACUCAGGAUCUUGGACGAUACUACUGGACUUCGGAACACCAAGCGCUUCACUUACCAUGAUGGUUAUUACGAUGUUCCUGAUAGAGAGUUUAGAGGCUUUGGGAUGGUUGAACAACUCGAAUCUGUUGUUUUCAACGUCAAUACUCGAUCGGAAUUCCGCCAACCAGCUACCCUCACCAAAACCUGGUUUCAUACAGGAGCGAUGACACCAGUGAGUAGCUGUCUACAGCGAGCAUCUUCUGCAGCUCUAUUUGGACCUUACUGGUCCAUAGAGUCAGUUAACCUCGACGAUCGACGUGACUUCUGCCGGGCUCUCAAAGGAACGCAGCUUCGCGAAGAAAUCCUUGGCGACGAUGGAACUGAACUUGCAGAACAUGCCUACCAAGUUACCGAUACUGCUCACCAAGUGGUCCAGCUUUCGCCUAGAAAAGGUCCACUGCAGCCGGGCACAUAUCGUUGCGUGCCACGUGAAAUACUCAAGACUCACAAUGAUCGGUCACGAGAGUCGCUGCCACGCUACAAUCACGAACUCAUCUUGGAGACUAACAGCUACAAUGAUAAAUUGAAGUCAAUGGAGAUCUUCUAUGGACGCUCAAGAGGAAAGGUCAUGGAUUCCUCCCAAAAGGAAACCAUCUUGAUUUACACAGAGAACGAAUAUUGCCUCCCUGUCCUCGACAAUGGUAAUGGGGUCUUUGUAAAGCCAAUGCCGUCAGCGACUCGCAAGUAUCGCAUUGUUGGUCUAGACUGUUCAAGUGAUGAAAUACCAUCGGCUUUCACCAGGUUUACGAGUGGCAGCUUCCAGAUACUAGGGAGUAUUCCCGAAGUCCCAUACACAGAUCAGAUGCUACCUCCAUAUUCUUCAGAAGCUCGUGUCAAGGUCGAAGAGAGACGGACAUUAUACCGCAAUCAGGAUUUCUCUCAAGAAGAGCCCUUACCUCUGGGGCAAUUUCAGGGCUACUCGGUGAUAUAUGGUAUAUUUGACCUGGCUGGAGGAGACAGUUGGUUUCAAGAACUGCUCAAGCACUAUUUACCCGAAAGUUCGAACUUGAAUAGUUUUAUGACUACUUAUGGGUACACCAGGACGACGGAGGACGACGGCACAACACUUUGGUGGAGGCCUUCUUCGCGUACUCUCUUUGGUCCUGACGCAAAAAAUGAACUCGCCACGGCCAGAAGGUCCUUUUACACACCGACGGUCACCCAGGAUGCCUUUGGCAAUCGUAGUACAGUUCAGAUGGACGAUUACAACCUGCUGCCAAAGAUUUCUACUGAUGCAGUGGGAAACGCCACCCAGGUGGAUAUGGAUUAUAGAUACAUGUCUCCAUUGUGUGUCGUUGAUCCAAACAGCAAUCGAACCACCUACAGCCACGACCUAUUGGGUCGAGUCAUGGCAACAGCCCGAUCCGGGAAAGGGAACGAGCUAGUUGGUGACAAUCUCAACAAGACAAUCCAGCUACUCUCACAAGCUGAUAAAGAUGCUUUCUUUGCAUGUCCUACGCAAGAGACUGCUUUCAAACUCAUAGGUGGUGCCACUAGCUGCCGCCUGUACUAUGACGCCCAAAGCAACCAUUCGGAUACCUGCCCAAGUGCCUUUAUCGACUUCAGUCGAAUGUCCCAUCAUGCGGAUGGAGCUAGCGCUAGUGAUAUUUCCAUAUCGAUAACCUACCUGGAUGGCAAUCUCGCUGAGCUGCAAACGACCAGCUUGACUGAUACAGGGGGGAAUGGAUGCGAGUGGAACAUUAGUGAAUGGACUUUACGAAAUAGCAAAGGAGACCCAGUCCGCACUUUUCAGCCGCGCUUUUCCAGUACCCAUGAGUUCAUUCAUGCUUCUGAGAGCCAGUCGAAAGUAACCACCAUGAUCUAUGAUCCCCUCGGCAGACUAGUUGGUACAUUGUAUCCUGACCACGCAUACUCGAAAGUGAGAUAUGAGACUUGGAAAACUACAGAAUACGACAGAGGUGAUACAGUCUUGAUGAAACUUUCUGAGGACAAAGAUAUCAGUAUCUAUACCAACGCUCUCUCGAAAGAGAACUACAGCCCCAGCUGGCACGCUGCGGCUUUGACCCAAGACCUUUCGCGCAGGGCGGCAGCAAAAGGUUCGGAGAUUUACAGUGAGACACCCGAUGAAACGUACCUGGAUGCGCAGAAGCGUCCAGCUCUAAAAGUCACAGAUUGUAAAACAGCCAAGAUAAAGACACGUAGUCUAUACAGUCUCGCAGGACAUUUGGCUCAAACAAUAGAUGGUAGAGGUCGUCUUGCUGAAAGCGUCACCGCUGACUUACUAGGCCGUGACAUAGUGCGUCGAGGGAUGGACACGGGCAUGGUCUGCACGUUUCUCGACUGCAUGGACCGCACUGCGAUUCUGGUAGAUGGCCGUCACUGGAAGCAACGGUCAAUAUACGAUGCUGCAGGCAGAAAGACCCACCUCUGGCUCUCGCAACAAGGUGGAACCGAGUUCCUCGCAGAAUCGAGACUCUAUGGGGAGACUGUGCCAAAUGCUGAGUCCUUGAACUUGCGUGGAAAGGUGGUUGAAAUCCGUGAUCAGUCGGGGAUCCAAAAGAACAAGGCAUUUGACUUCAAAGGAAACUGCGUUGAGUCAACUACUCAGUUCACGACUGACUACAAAGGAUCGAUCGACUGGAGAGCUGAGAGCAACACCAAGCUGGACCCCGAGAUUUACACAAUUCGAAAGGCUUAUGAUGCCAUGGACAGAGUGGUCAAGUCACAUGAUGCCGAAGGUGCAAUCACGAGGCAUAGUUAUGGGAUUUGUGGACAGCUCAAGCGAGUCUCAUACAGAAGCAGAGGGCAGGAAGAUGACCACUGGGGAGAUUACAUGAGUAACAUGAGGUACACGACUGAUGGACAACCGGAGCAGAUCCUGUAUGGGAACGGUGUUCUGGCGACCUUUCAGUAUGACUCGGCGACCAGAUUAAUGAUUCGCAAGAGACUCAUCCGCCAAAGUGAUAGGAGAAUCAUGGAAGACACACAAUAUUCACAUGAUGUUAUGCAUCGGGUGAUCCAGUCCUCGGAUGCCGCCCAGCCAGUGUCGUACUUCAACAACACUGUCGUUGACGCAAGAUGCUGUUACACUUAUGACACUAUUGGCCGUCUCUCAUCGGCCCAAGCUCGCGAAGAUGCUAAUACUAAUGCCCGAAGGAAGUCAUCUGUCGGGAUCCCUAGCGACAUAAGCCGCAUCUGCAGAUACACAGAAGAGUACGAGUAUGAUGAUGCUAAUAACAUUACCCGAGUGAAACACCACGCAGGGCCGAAAGGACAGAUUUGGAUGCGGAGUUAUACUUACGAGGAAGGAAGUUUGGUCAAGGAAGGCGAACUGGGAAAUAGGCUCAGUUGCACUUCAAAGAGUGGUCAAACAGAGAAAUGGACCUACGGCGAUGGAGCCAACACAGGCUUCGCUGGCAGUGUCAAUGCCGGUGGCGGGAUGCAUUCCAUGUCCUGGGAUCCUUUCAAUCGGCUCAAGUCUUGCUCAAGGCAGAUCAUGAAGAGUGGCACGCCAGAGACCACAUGGUAUGUGUACAACAGUGAAGGGAGGAGGGUACGGAAGGUGACCGAGCGAUCAUCUUCUGGCUCAGGCGAUGCGAGAAAGCUCAAAGAAACAUUUUUCUUUUCCACUCUGCACAUAUACAAGUGCAAGACUGGCGAUGGAUCUGGCCACUGGAAGGAUAAAAGGUACCAUUUGAUCAAUAGUGCCGAGCAGAAACUCGUGGCCAUUGCGGAGGAGGACAAAUCCUUAUCUUCAGAAUCGCCUCUUCUAGUGAGAUAUCACAUGUCUGACAAGCUCGAGUUGGACCAGUCAGGACUUGUCAUAACCUAUGAGGAGCAUUCCCCAUUUGGGUCCAAUUCUUUUUCCCUUAGGCGAUCCAAGCAAGAGGCAUCCCGCAAGUACAGAUUUGCUGGUUAUGAGAGAGAUAAAGAGACCGGCCUCUACUACUGCAACGCACGGUACUAUGCCCCAUGGCUUGGGCGCUGGAUAUCGCCAGAUCCUAUGGGAACCAAGGAUGGCCUAAACUUGUACUGCUACUGCGGCGAUGAUCCGGUGAACUACAUCGAUCCCACCGGAACGACGGGCUUGUUCAAGGCAAUGCAGAUAGCCGCAGUGCCACUGUUCAAGAACGUGACGAGAAUGAACGAAAUCACGAAAAUGGGCCCAGGGGUUCAGCCCUAUCAGCGAUCCUGGCCAUCAGAGUUUUUCAAGCCGCCUCGAGACCCAUCUCCGGCUCUCAGAGACGACGUCAAAAUCGUAAAUGAGCAUGAGCAAUUGAACAACCUGAAGGAAGACAACGCAGUAAUGGAACAGAAAGCACAAGCUCCGCUGCCAGGCAUGUCGCUAGAAGUCAUGAGGCAACUGGGAACGUACACUCUGGAUCAGUAUAUCACCGAACUUGCUAAGGAAAGUCUAUUUCAGGGAUACAAGGAGGGCGUCGGAGCUGCUACUACGGCAAUCCAGACAAAGAUCCUCCUUCUAGGCAUACCCUUACCUUUACGGGUUGGGGCCGUUAUCGUUGCUGACGCUGUCGGCAACAAGAUCGCGGAUGGGGGAGUGGAGAACCUUCGUGAGUGGAUGGCGGGUCCGAAUGAGCACGCGCAGAAGGACGCACAGGAUCACGUAGAAGCGAUUAGCAAUUUCUUUGACGAUCCGAGGGCAUUUGGACAGGAAUUGGGGGAGAAUGCGGUCAAGAGCUUUUUCUGA